AUGGUACAAUAUAAUAUUCAAGAAAAUCAACAACUUCGAAUUUUUGGACCAUUUUUUGCUACAAUGUUAUUAACAAUUGUUGUUUGGGUAUAUAUGUACAUUCGACGUAUUCAUUUUAUUAGUUCAAUGAAUCUUCGACCAGAACAACUUAUACGUCCUGGUGAACUAGCACGAAUAUCACCUCCUGCUGUAUCAAAUCCAUCAGAUAAUCUAAAAAAUUUAUUUGAAGUACCUGUAUUGUUUUAUGCACUUGCAAUAUACUUAUAUAUAACGAAACAAGUGGAUACCACAUAUGUUGUUGCUGCAUGGAUUUUCUUUGUAUUUCGAGUAUUACAUAGUUCUAUUCAUUGUACGUUUAAUGCAAUCUAUCUUCGGUUUUAUUGUUAUUUGUUUUCUUGUUUGGCUUUAUUUCUUAUGCUUUUUCGUGCCGUAUUGAUACAUUGUUUUUCAUAA
Rotaria sordida is the source of this 453-nucleotide messenger RNA. NCBI's taxonomy places the organism in Eukaryota, Metazoa, Rotifera, Eurotatoria, Philodinida, Philodinidae. The record is from the annotation of a GenBank genome assembly.